Dracunculus medinensis (Guinea worm) is the source of this 2709-nucleotide messenger RNA. Lineage: Eukaryota; Metazoa; Nematoda; Chromadorea; Rhabditida; Dracunculidae. The record is from the annotation of a GenBank genome assembly.
GCGAACGAAGUCGACGAAAAAAAUCUUCUUCAUAUUGGUGGUGGUGAAUAUACUGGAAUUAUUAUUAAUCGUUCAUCGAAUGAGGAGCCAAUGGACCAUAUUUUAAAUUUAUUAUUUAAAGGUGCUAAAUGUGAUGUAAUACUGAGUUUUUCGGUUUGGCUUCAUGAUGGUAUCAAGAGAAAUCAGGAAAAUCGAAUUCUUCGUUUUAGAUUUUUUGACAGUAUCGGCCAUGUGGAAAAGCAUAAAAUAGCACAACAAUUUUUCAAGGAUUUAGUUAGCACAUUUCCAAAAGAUUAUGUUACUUUUCUAAAACGUGUUAUGAAGCAAUUACAAAGUGGAUAUAAUACAUUACGUGAAGUUGAGAUUGAUAUACGUUUCGCAAAAGAUGGAGAAAUUUAUAAUAUGCCUGAUCCGAAAGAUUACGAUUCCGAUUCGGAAGUGGAAAAAGUCACCAUCGGUCAUGUUCAAGAAGUACUGGAGCACGCCUAUCCGAAUGGUCUUUCCGUUGAAAUUAUAGCAGAAUCUCUUCGAUGUACGAUACAAGAAAUUGAACAAUAUCUCUUACAGUUGAAUUCGCUUGGUAUUGCACAGAAACUUCAAAAUGAAUGGAUUCGUACAGGUAUCAUUGAAUUCUUCAUAAUGCAUGUUGAUAAUACAAAAUUAUCAACUGGUAUGAUUAGUCGUGAUAUGGCUCCUACAAUAGCAGUUAUAACAUGUUUGUUUACUGAAAAGCAAAGUAUUGACGCUAUUAUGGAUGAAUGUAAUACUUUGCAUCGAUAUCGGUCUGGAGGUGAUUCAAAUAUUUAUACAAUGGGAUGGAUUGGAAAACAUCGUGUUGUUGCUACUAAACUUGCUGUUAUUGGUGAUACUCGAGAAGCAACUACGUCAGCUGGAUCGAUAACAACGCGUCUCUUAGGUAAUUUCCAAAAUGUAGAGCACGUUUUUAUAGUUGGUGUAGGUGGUGGCGUUGCUCAUUAUACCGAUGCCGAUUGCCAUGUUCGUCUUGGAGAUGUCGUUGUGAGUUCAUCAGAUCCAGAUUCUUAUAUUUUUGCGCAUUCAUACACGUUGAGCAGAGAGACGGGUAAUGUUACUGGCUUUUUAACGAGAAAAUGGAAUCCUGUGAAUAACAUUAUCAGCAUGAUUGCUAAAAAUAUGGAUGAAAAAAUGGUGGAAGAAUGGAAUGAUUCUACUUAUUCAAUGAUUAAACAAUUGAAUGCAGCAAAUUCAGACGUGAAUUUCUCAAGACCUCCUCCUGAAGCUGAUUUACUUGCUCUUCCAAUUGGUAGUGGUCAAGUCGUGAUUAUCCCACAUCCAAAUCAACAACGUAAUGAUUCUGUUGUACAUGUUGGGCCGAUAGGUGCAAUGAUUUCUUGUAAAAAACGAAUGCUGCUAAAUGAUGAUCAAGUAUAUAUAAUAUCAACCGAGGAUUCUUCGAAGGAUAUAGCAUUACAGUUGCGUGAUCGUUUUGCCGCUGAAUAUCAUUUGCGUGCUGUCGAUGCCGGUUUCGAUUCAGUAAUUGCAGCAGUUGUUGGAUCACGUAUCGAUAGUUGGGCUCUGAUUCGUGGAAUUACUGAUUAUCAACACGGUCAAAGUCGUGCUGGACGUUUGUGGCAGGCAUAUGCGGGUGCACGAGCUGCGGCCUUAACAAAAUGCCUAAUCAAGCAUUUACCGCUCUAUAACGAUAAUGUAGAUUUUGAUUAUUGUUUUGUUUCUGUUAUGUCUAUCAAUUUGACAUCAAAUUUCUUUCGCCUUUUGCGAGAAUUUCGUCGGAAUGAUUUGGUGAAAUUUAAUGAGAAACAUAAAGAGUUAUAUGAAGAUGCGAAAAAAAAUUCAUCAUAUUUAUCAGUCAUAUCACAUUACUAUUCGGUUAUGUCAGUGAUUAUUGAUGAAUAUUUUAAUGGGAAUUUCCAUUUUGUUCCUCCUCAGGUUAAAGGUCAAACGUUAGAUGAAGCACUAUUGGCAUUGCAUAAACGUAUCGCAAAUUUGCUUGAUCUCAAGAAAGGUAAAAAAUGUUUGGAUAUUGGUUGUGGAAUAGGUGGCAUUAUGCGAGAUAUUGCUGAUAGUGGUGCGUCUCUAACUGGUGCAACCAUAGCACCUAAUGAAGCUCAAAUUGGAAAUGAACGUUUUUUUAGGGAAGGAAUUUAUAAUUGUCAAAUUGUCGAAUGUGAUUGUAAUCAUAUGCCAUUUGAAGAAGGCAUUUAUGAUUCUGCAUAUGCGGUUUACGCAUUGAAAUAUUUCGAAGAUUUGUCACCAGUUUUAAAUGAAAUCAGUCGAGUUCUUCGUCAUGGUGGUCGUUUAGUCAUUUACGAUCUGCUAAAAACAGAUAAAUUUGAUGCGACAUCGCAUGAACACAGAAAGAUUUUGGAAGAUUUAGAAUAUGCUUGUGGAAUGCCUAUGCUUCAUUUUAGAGAUGAAAUGAUAAUAAAAGCCGAAGAAAAUGAUUUGAAAUUAAUUGAUGCGAUAGAUUUGUCAUUAAUAACCGGUUAUCCGUAUUAUUAUUGCUUUUCCAGCUCGAAAUUAUUUAUGUGGCUUAUAAAAUCUUCGUUUAUUUCGUAUUUGAUCUCAAUAUCGCAAGCGUUGGGUAUAUUACCGAAAGGUUUCCAUCAAUUUUAUAAAACUUUUCUUUCGGGAACCGUCUCAAAAAUUGUGCAAGCUGGGCAAUUAAAUAUUCUGUCUGGCUCAGAAAUUUUGCUCUUCGAAAAAAAAUAA